AUGACCUACUAUCUAGACAUUUUACCAGGUCAUCAUAUCUGUUUCUUAAUUUCGGCGCGUCAGACUAAGUGCUUUGACCACAGAAACGGCCAAAGCUCAUGUUUGCCAGAUGUAACCAAGCUCAAGACAUCGGUGAAAGACCAAUGGGACAUCCAACCCAAUGGCUUGAAAAGCACUGACAAUUGUAUAGUGAGUCUAGGAACAAACCAGCGAAAGAUACAAAUAGUAAGAAAACCAUCAAACGAAAAGUGUUUCCCACAACCGAUUUCAGCAUCAUUUUCUGUGGUAGUAAGCCUCUGUUGUUUUAGUCUACAGCAGUUAUCGUUUGAUCUUCAGAGAUCAAGUGACUACAAAAAUUUCUCAGCUAAUGGACUGAAAGAUGUAAUAAAAGCGAUGGACUUAAAUCGCUUUCUCAUUCAUAAAUUGUCAAUGUACUUGAGUGCAUUUUGCAACUUUGAAAUACCAUUUCCCAAAUUCUACUAG
Opisthorchis viverrini is the source of this 483-nucleotide messenger RNA. RefSeq lists its product as hypothetical. The transcript has 2 exons. The record is from RefSeq and is a predicted model, not a curated record. NCBI's taxonomy places the organism in Eukaryota, Metazoa, Platyhelminthes, Trematoda, Opisthorchiida, Opisthorchiidae. The coding region runs from base 1 to 483 and encodes 160 amino acids.